AAUAAAAUAUGAUAACAGAAGGAACUUAGGGUUUGAUAGUUAAUUUUACAAUGCUGUUGUUAAGGAAGCAGAAAGAAAAUCUAAAAAAUGAUAUCGCGGCUCAAUGAACAAAGAUACGUAGUUUAUCAUGGCGAUAAAUGUUAAGUGCACACUUGAUCACGAUGUUCCUGGUCUCGAUGCUGUUAGUCAUGGGCAUUGCUGUGCCAGGAAUCCUUGCCGGCAAUGGAUAUACUCACUAUGAUCAGGCCCAGUUGAACGCAACUAUUGCAGCAUUGGUACACAGCAAUGGACCUGUGACACAAGUCGGUGAGACACUCGAUCAUUCGAGUUUCUCGAUUAGAUUUGCCAACGACUUGCAUAUCCAACUUCCAUGCGACUUUGGCCGUCAUUAUUAUAAAAAUGUCAACACUUGUGUGUCGACGUCCAAAAUGGUGAUAAUCUACGAUCAUUGCCAGUUUUCAAUGCGUCCAGAUUGCUGGAACGAGAUGCCCUUCUGCUUCCUCGACAGCACAAAGAACGAUGCCUAUGGCGAAGAUAACUGCCUGCCCUAUUUUAAAUUCAACAAAAAUUUAUGCCGGUGUGAACUCAAGAAAUGAUAAAUUGUAUCAUACAUGUUCUGACAUAGAUGUAACAUCAAACAGAUGGAUAAUUUAUGAUGAUAAUCAAAUAUAAUAAACAGAAACGUC
This is a messenger RNA of Bombus pyrosoma, 686 nucleotides long. RefSeq lists its product as uncharacterized. The transcript has 3 exons. Lineage: Eukaryota; Metazoa; Arthropoda; Insecta; Hymenoptera; Apidae. The coding region runs from base 138 to 596 and encodes 152 amino acids. The record is from RefSeq and is a predicted model, not a curated record.